GAGAGGAAUAGAAAUGAACAGCGCCAGACCCGUUGCUCUUUAGACAUUGGUUAUGGAUGAUAUUCUCAGUCGCCUGCAGCUGUCCAAAUAUUCAUGCAGAAGCUGGUGAAAAUUAUACCUGCGCACCACUUAACGAUGACGUGUCUUUGGUGCCCUCUGGUGGGUUCCUGCGUCUUUUUUCUGUCGUUGCCAUUGGCUACACGUCAAAACAACUUGGCACAAAAUGUGCUUCUGUCUAUUCGGCUGCAGAUUAGAAGUCUAGAAUCAACAGGGGAAAUAAAUAUUUAAAAAAUAGCCUACACAGCGAUGACAGGGACCAAGAAAAAGGCGAAGAAAAAGAAGAGAAUAAAUAAAAAGACUGCAAAAGCUGCGGGCACCAAAGUCGUGCUCGCGGAUGCAAUUACACCUCUUUACGUUCCUCCACCGCCCGUGCUGGGGCAAAAGCUUUUAGAAGUUCUACAAGGAUGGAAGGAAGAGAAGACACAGGUGAGCGGAGUGCAUGCAUCAGACAGGGCUGCACAGAAACUCUCAAGACAGGAGAUUCAAGAUCUGAAGAUGGUCUUCAAUCUUAAGGACAAUAAAAAGACUGGGUAUAUCAAUGAGACUGAGGCUCUCAAACUACUGCGAAUUCUCGGGUUUGCUGCAGAUAAUCAUUGGAUGAAAAGGACUCUGACGAUCUUGGGUCACCCCGACGCAGGCAAUGUUCAAAAUACAUCAAAAGUCAGCUUCAGUGAUUUUUUGGAACUUGUCGUUGAGUUUGAUGGAGAUGGAAGAGACAUCUGUGAAGAAAUUGAACAAGGAUUCAAGCAUUUAGACUGCGAUAACGAUGGGAAAAUAACAUUUGAUAAUCUGAAAAAAACCUGUCAGUCAGUGGGCAUUCAUUUCUCACAUCAGAAGCUGCGAGAGAUGAUCGCGGAAGCGGACACAAAUGGGGACGCUGCAGUGGACCGUGAGGAAUUUACAAACAUCAUGUUAAAGACCAAUCUGUUCUGAAGUACUGGACCGCUUUGAAAUAAAGUGAUAUGUGUAGUUUCUGAACAGAAUCAGCCCAGUUAAUUCACAAAAAAUGUUUGUCGAGUUAACUGCUGCACUUCAAAACACAGUGCCACUCUAUAAAGCAGAAAUUUCAAGCACGAUGACAGUUUUGUU
Acipenser ruthenus (sterlet) is the source of this 1149-nucleotide messenger RNA. RefSeq lists its product as uncharacterized. Gene Ontology annotation, biological process: centriole replication; mitotic cell cycle. Gene Ontology annotation, molecular function: calcium ion binding. Gene Ontology annotation, cellular component: centrosome; centriole. The transcript has 6 exons. The coding region runs from base 307 to 993 and encodes 228 amino acids. NCBI's taxonomy places the organism in Eukaryota, Metazoa, Chordata, Actinopteri, Acipenseriformes, Acipenseridae. The record is from RefSeq and is a predicted model, not a curated record.